Molecule: messenger RNA, 1902 nt
Organism: Harpegnathos saltator (Jerdon's jumping ant)
Lineage: Eukaryota; Metazoa; Arthropoda; Insecta; Hymenoptera; Formicidae
Exons: 2
Coding region: 1363-1785 (140 amino acids)
Source: RefSeq, a predicted model, not a curated record
AUUGUCAUUCGCCCGUUGUCGCAUUUCGCUUAUGUGUACGCGCGCGCGAGCGUGCGUGCGUGCGGUCAAUGAUUACGUGUAUGUAUCAGAUCGCACGUAACGAGCUCGAUGCGAUUGCGUGCGACAGAAGCACGUGUAUCGCUGAAAGGCGAGACACGUGGGCCCGGCGAAGAAAGAAUAGAAAAUUCGUUGCGCAGUAUUUCACUUUCUCCUCUCUUCGUGCCUCUCUCUCUCUCUCUCUCUCUCUCUCUCUCUCUCUCUUCACCUGUCUUUUUUUCUCUGCCGCUCUACUUGCGUCGAUUGUGUGCAUUAUCCACUCGUCACGUCGUCGAAGUUGAUAAAUCGAAACGACAUCCGCUGUGUUCCUGUGGUCGUGUCUCUUUCUCUCUCUCUCUCUCUCUCUCUCUCUUUCUUACUCUUUCAAAUUCGCCUUUGAUCCGCAAAUCCCGUCGUUUUCAAGUUUUAACUAUGUCUUCAGGUUUCAACAAUGAUUACCGAUAAUGAAUUAUUCCUUUCAGCUUCGGCUUUCGGCCGAAGAAUAUUUCGGAGAGGAAAACAAGUGCAAGCAUGAACGACCAAUUGAUCAAAUACUGGAUCCAUGACACGGUAAUAAAUAACGUGAAAAAUCUAGAGUUGCAGUGGAAGUAACGAAAGUCACGUUAACGUGACAUAAUGAACUUUGAAACGCAAAGACUUAUCUCUCUCAUUUCUUUCAUCGACAAGCGGAAUCCACCGGAUUAUUCAGCAUGCACAUAAUUUUCCCGGCGAAUUGCUGCGCGAGAUUAACUCAUUUCCACAUUGAAGGAAAUCGCUCGGCCAGAAGGAAGGAGUUCUUCCGCGCAGAAUUUUCCAUAUCGCGACCUACCGUGACUCGGAGAGGGCAGGCUGAAAUUCAGACCAGGUCCGCUGGCCGCUGUUGUGAUGCAUGCAACGAUGCUUGCUCGGGUGUCACAAUAGGUUUAAUGGUCCUAAACUCGAUGUUAAACCCAUCCUCAGCUCCGUAGUAGGGGGCGGCUCUGGAAUCGCGUUCACGUUGGCGGCAAAUAGCGGAGAGGUAGGCAGGUCGGUAUAAAAUCGAACGAUUCCUCGAUCAAAGUCAGUAUUCGGGCCUGUCCUCGUGGUGUAUCGUCACCGAUUAAUCCCUAUCGUGUUUCGCCGUACUGAGACGCAAGGUAAGAGUCGACUCAUCCGAACAAGGUUUCUCUUCAAAGUCCAAGGAUCUCGAACAGGAUCCAGCUCGUUCUUGCCGGUUCAACCGGUCAUCUGUGUUGCCAUCUGUGCUGUUGUUUCUUCUUUAUUUUUGCGUUGUUAUGUUAGUGUACUAUAAAUUUACGAUUAACGUACGGCUGCUCGUGCGGGCAGAUGCAUCGCACCAUCGUCAUCAUCGCCAUCAUCGUCUGCUGUUUCCUCGCAUUGAGAGCCGCGGCGGAAGAGAUCGUGCUGAAUGAACAAUCGCUUGGCCUCGGAAGCGUGGCUGUUGAGAAUCAGGUCGAUGGCGGCGCGGUACACACCAGGCAAAAGAGAACGUUGUUCUUGAAGAAGAAGCUGCUCGGCGCUGGCCUCCUCGGCUUCGGUCUUGGCGUUGCGAAAGGUUACAAGGCCGGUUACUACAGCGCGCCCGAAGUACACCAUGUGUACCUUUCGCCUCCGGUGAAGUACGUGGAGUACGUCGAGAAACCGAUUUACAUCGAAAGGAUCGUGCCGAAGCCCAUUUACGGACUACCUCAGAAGGAGUAUGCGCCACCAGCUUGGUCGCAGCCAGAUCCGUCGCCUUCCUACGGGUAGGGGUCAUCACGAGUACCUCGCGAAGUAACUCAUCAUCCUCGAGAAAUCGCUUCUCUCGAUGGCUACUUGGACCUUUCUCUCUCUCUCUCUCUCUCUCUCUCUCUCUCUCUCUCUCUC